UUUUGGAUUAUCAGCAGCUCUGAUUUUAUGUAGUAUUCCAACUAAUGAUUGUUUGUGUUUUUUCUGAUAGCACGAUUUUGGGAUUUUUGUGGGAAGGAUGCCUUACAGAACUAGAUAGGAUAUGCUUAAUGAGUGUGUACUUCCUAGCUUGUGGUGGAGAGUUCUCCCUGACACUUUCAAAACAGCUAACCUAGACCCCCACAAUCUUUCCCUAAAAUCCUGAGUUAUUUCUCCAGUGGCUAGAACUUAGACUGACUCUAGGGAAUAAGAAUGGGUCAUGCAUCUUCCGCCUGAAUUGGGUAGUACUAGAUGCCAGCCUUGUUUUGGGGUAGUGGUUUUAAGGGUGUUUCUCUCCUUUAUUUCUGCCUAAACCAGAACUCUGGGGAAAAAAUGACAGCAUAUUCUGGGGAACCUAAAGGGGUUGGUGAGGGCAUUUUAGGCAACAUCUGUCACUCCAUUGCUUGUCAGGAUUAUUUUAGCUAAUUUGUCUGACUGGGCAGGUGUCCCCUCUCUCCCUCAGUGCUCCAUGUGCAUCCCUCUUGAAGCUUCGCACUCUGUUGAAGAGGACACUCAUCCCAGUCAUUAUUUAGAAGCAAGGUCCUUGAAUGAGAGAGAUUAUCGGGACCGGAGAUACGUUGAUGAAUACAGAAAUGACUACUGUGAAGGAUAUAUUCCUAGACAUUAUCACAGAGACAUUGAAAGUGCUUAUCGAAUCCACUGCAGUAAAUCCUCAGUCCGAAGCAGGAGAAGCAGUCCUAAAAGGAAGCAUAAUAGACACUGUUCAAGUCAUCAGUCACGUUCGAAGAGCCACCGAAGGAAAAGAUCCAGGAGUAUAGAGGAUGAUGAGGAGGGUCACCUGAUCUGUCAAAGUGGAGACGUUCUAAGAGCAAGAUAUGAAAUCGUGGACACUUUGGGUGAAGGGGCCUUUGGCAAAGUUGUAGAAUGCAUUGAUCAUGGCAUGGAUGGCUUACAUGUAGCAGUGAAAAUAGUAAAAAAUGUAGGCCGUUACCGUGAAGCAGCUCGUUCAGAAAUCCAAGUAUUGGAGCAUUUAAAUAGUACAGAUCCUAAUAGUGUCUUCCGAUGUGUCCAGAUGCUAGAAUGGUUUGAUCAUCAUGGUCAUGUUUGUAUUGUGUUUGAACUGCUGGGACUUAGUACCUAUGAUUUCAUUAAAGAAAACAGCUUUCUGCCAUUUCAGAUUGAUCACAUCAGGCAGAUGGCUUAUCAGAUCUGCCAAUCAAUAAAUUUUUUGCAUCAUAAUAAAUUAACACAUACAGAUCUGAAACCUGAAAAUAUUUUAUUUGUGAAGUCUGACUAUGUAGUCAAAUAUAAUUCUAAAAUGAAACGUGAUGAACGCACACUAAAAAACACAGAUAUUAAAGUUGUCGACUUUGGAAGUGCAACAUAUGAUGAUGAACAUCACAGUACUUUGGUGUCCACACGGCACUACAGAGCUCCAGAGGUCAUUUUGGCUUUAGGUUGGUCUCAGCCUUGUGAUGUUUGGAGUAUAGGUUGCAUUCUCAUUGAAUACUACCUUGGGUUCACAGUCUUUCAGACUCAUGAUAGUAAAGAGCAUCUGGCCAUGAUGGAACGAAUAUUAGGACCCAUACCAGCACACAUGAUUCAGAAAACAAGGAAACGCAAGUAUUUUCACCAUAACCAGCUAGAUUGGGAUGAACAUAGUUCUGCUGGUAGAUAUGUUAGGAGACGCUGCAAACCAUUAAAGGAAUUUAUGCUCAGUCAUGAUGAAGAACAUGAGAAGCUUUUUGACCUUGUUCGAAGAAUGUUAGAAUAUGAUCCAACUAAAAGAAUCACCUUGGACGAAGCAUUGCAGCAUCCUUUCUUUGACUUAUUAAAAAAGAAAUGAAAUGGAAAUCAGUGGUCUUACUAUAUACUUCUCUAGAAGAGAUUACUUUAAGACUGUGUCAGUCAACUAAACAUUCUAAUAUUUUUGUAAACAUUAAAUUAUUUUGUACAGUUAAGUGUAUAUACUGUAUGUUUUGUAUCUAUAGCAAAUUUACCUUGUUAAGCAGUAUGGUCUUGAUAAUGAAUGAAAUAUAAAAGUUGAAAUUAAUUUUCCUUUUUGAGAUUAAUUACCAUUUUUAAAGGCCUUUGGAAUUACCUUUGUGUCCAGUGAUAAAGUGAUUGGUCUUGUCUUUUGUACAUGAAGUUUGACUCUGAAGUGAUUUUUUUUUUUUUAAGUAAAAGGAAAUCUUGA
This is a messenger RNA of Marmota flaviventris (yellow-bellied marmot), 2215 nucleotides long. Lineage: Eukaryota; Metazoa; Chordata; Mammalia; Rodentia; Sciuridae. The record is from RefSeq and is a predicted model, not a curated record.